Oikopleura dioica is the source of this 1206-nucleotide messenger RNA. NCBI's taxonomy places the organism in Eukaryota, Metazoa, Chordata, Appendicularia, Copelata, Oikopleuridae. The record is from the annotation of a GenBank genome assembly.
AUGCUUCGUAAAUUUCGGGUUCCCCGAGUAAGCACUCUCCGUGGAAAGUCUACUGAUGUUGAUAUGUUUAACUUUGGCGAUCUACAAUUCGAAGAUGGCUUGGCCAUUCAACACGGCGUGCCUGCAAAUAAGCUAUCUGCUGCAGCGAUGGCCCCACUGGCUGAGUCUAGACAAAAUAAAGAUAAGCUUGAUAAUUUUAUCCAUGUGUCUGACGUUCAAGGCUCCUCGCAAUCAAUCAGAAUAGGAAUCAACUCUAACAGGGUGGAGACAAACGUAAACCGGAACCCGAUUCUUGUUGAUUUACAUGACAGAUUCCAAGUCGACAUUCAGCAGAUGAAGAAGAACUGUCAUCUUUUUUAUAAAGAUCAUCGCUACGGCGCCAAAUAUGUUCAAUUGAUUGAGCCGGAAGAAUAUUUAGCGCGGACAAAUUUCAUAAUUCGAAAUAUAUUGAAGAUAGCGAAGCGUAAUCAUGUGGAUACGAACAUACUUGUCGGAAAAAUGAUUACUAGAGCCCCGCUGUUGCUGGAUCCAAAGUUGUCCGAGAGAUCAUUCGGAGGAGGGUAUAUCGAAGAAAACUGGAAGAAAAACUUGGCGCUUUUGAAUAAAGAAAUCGGCCUGACAAAGGAUGAAAUUUCGACAACCUUGGUGCGCUGUCCAGGUCUCCUUACAUAUCCGAUAACAAGAAUGCAAAAAGCAAUCGACACUUUUAAGAAUCUUGGUGAUCUAGUAGAAAAUGUAUCCCUUUACUUUUCCGACGAUGACUUGCGAAAGAUGGUUCUUCUCGAUCCUGACAUCCUGUUAGAAAAUUCUGAGCAUAUAAAGGCCACUGCCCGAAUCUUCUUCAUGCACGACUUUACACUAGUGGAAUCUAAAGCCAUCUCAACUCAGAAUCCUAGUUGUUUGACGUCAAAGCUUUUUUCGAUUGAUGUAACUUCGAACCGAUACACUGAUCUAGAUAAACAACUUUUCUUUCUGCUCCACGAGGCGGGCUUCACCACCAAGCAGAUCAGAUACAACCCGCUUUUACUAACAACUGAGAAGGCCGUGAUAACUGAAAGACUUCUCUUUUUGCGAGAAACGAACAGGAUGAAUUUUGACAUAAACGCCGAAGGAAGUCCAGAGCAUGUGCCUAUUGAUGCACUUUGUCAAGUGUUCGGUUUUCACUCAAAGAUAAUCCUUAGAAAUGAUUUAUUGGAAUCAAGAUAA